CUGAUGAAUUGUGGGUCAUCAUAUGGAUGUGUCAAAAUGUUUCUCUUGCCCUAACCUCUAUUAUGUAUUGGAGAAGCUAACCUUCUGCAAUUACCUAAAAUAAAGGGCGUUUUUCUCAAAAUCUGUUGGAUAUUAAUAAUAGUGCAGUAAUAUUACUAUUGAUAUGGAACAUUAAAAUGUAUUUUUAAUUGCCUUAUGUAAAUACAUGUUUUACCUGUGUAAAGGAGGUUACCUUACAUCAUUGAAGAGAUACUGAACAAAAAGGAAAAUGUCUGCGUCUGCUAUUUAUAUUCUAGACGUAAAGGGGAAGGUGUUGAUAUCGCGUAACUACAGAGGCGAUAUUGACCUUGGGGUAAUUGAAAAGUUCAUGCCUCUGUUGAUGGAGAAGGAAGAAGAGGGCAUGCUAACUCCAAUGCUGCAAACUACUGAGUGUACUUUUGCCUAUAUAAAGUACAAUAACUUGUACAUUGUCUCAACUACAAAGAAAAAUGCAAAUAUUGCUCUUGUAUUUGUGUUUCUGCAUAAAAUAGUCCAGGUUAUGACAGAAUACUUUAAAGAAAUUGAAGAAGAAAGUAUACGAGAUAAUUUUGUUGUUAUAUACGAGCUGUUGGACGAAUUGAUAGAUUUCGGUUAUCCUCAGACGACAGAUAGUAAAAUCUUACAAGAGUAUAUUACUCAAGAAGGCCACAAACUAGAAAUUCAGCCACGAAUACCCAUGGCUGUAACCAAUGCAGUCUCGUGGAGAUCCGAGGGUAUCAAAUAUAGGAAAAAUGAAGUGUUUCUAGAUGUUAUUGAAUCAGUUAAUUUAUUAGCAAAUGCAAAUGGAAAUGUGUUACGCAGUGAGAUUGUUGGAGCUAUCAAAAUGCGAGUGUACCUGUCUGGAAUGCCAGAACUUCGUUUAGGCCUCAAUGAUAAAGUGCUGUUUGAGAGUACCGGUAGAGGGAAAUCAAAAUCUGUAGAAUUGGAGGACGUCAAGUUCCAUCAGUGUGUCCGUUUGUCAAGAUUUGAAAACGACCGCACUAUCUCCUUCAUUCCACCUGAUGGAGAGUUCGAACUCAUGUCCUAUCGUCUCAACACUCAUGUGAAGCCACUGAUAUGGAUCGAAUCGGUGAUCGAGCGCCACGUCCACAGUAGAGUCGAGUACAUGAUCAAGGCCAAGUCCCAGUUCAAGAGAAGAUCAACUGCUAACAACGUGGAGGUGGUUAUCCCUGUGCCGGCCGAUGCAGACUCACCCAAGUUUAAGACCACAGUCGGCAGUGUCAAGUACGCCCCAGAGCAGAAUGCAAUUACAUGGACCAUCAAAUCUUUUCCGGGGGGUAAAGAAUAUUUGAUGCGGGCUCACUUCGGACUGCCCAGUGUGGAGUGUGAAGACAGCGAGGGCAAACCUCCAAUUCAAGUUAAAUUUGAAAUACCCUACUUUACCACAUCUGGAAUUCAGGUUCGAUAUUUGAAGAUCAUCGAGAAAAGUGGAUAUCAAGCUUUACCAUGGGUUCGAUAUAUCACGCAAAACGGUGAUUAUCAACUCAGGACCAACUAGAUUCUUAUAGGGACACAUUUCAGUUAAAUUAGGACCAAUUAAGUUUUUAUAGCACUGCAGUAUACUAAAUUAAAGUUUCAAAGGCAAUUGUAAUUUUUCACCAUUAUUUAUUUAAAAUUUUAACUUCAGUAUUAUUAUUUAUUGCUAUUAACUUCCUCUCUCUAUUUCAUUAUUAUUCAUCUCUAGAAUAUCUCUAACCCAUAAUUUUAACAAGACCAAUUGUACUAAACAAUUUAAGAUUCAUAUAAGUUUUAUAAAAAUCUAUCAAAAAGUGUAAAUUAAAUAAAACUUUCGUUCUAAAAAUUAAAAGAAUUUACAUUUGGAUAAGAAUGGAUAGUAGCAAUGAUAUUAUUUGCAUCAUUUUAAAACUAAAUUGUUAAUAAAAGCCUUUUAUUAUUGAUAUUUUGCUAUCUUAGUAAAUUUACUCAAUAUGAGGUUUCUUUAAUCAAAAAGGUAUAUAAACGUUUUGAUUUAGACACAAUGACUUGGAUUGGAUAAUCCUUAAAAUUGGAAAAAUAACAGUUUUUACAGUUUGAUGUGUUUGAGAUGGUCUGGAAUUUUUGAAAUUACAGGUUAGAAGGCAACAAAAUUCAUUAAUAAAUCUCAAAAGUAAAUUUAAGUACCUUUAAACAAAAGUAAUUUUCCUUUAGAAAUUAGGUAUGUACUCGUACCCUGAAGAGGCAAGGACUUCAGUGGAAUAUUCCUGUUAAAAUUCUUUCUAUUUGAGUGUAUGUUGAAAUGUAUUUUUCUAACUAAACUGUUUUGAUUCAAUAAAACUCCAUUUACCAUAUCUGA
Molecule: messenger RNA, 2332 nt
Organism: Homalodisca vitripennis (glassy-winged sharpshooter)
Lineage: Eukaryota; Metazoa; Arthropoda; Insecta; Hemiptera; Cicadellidae
Gene: AP-1mu
Product: AP-1 complex subunit mu-1
Exons: 10
Coding region: 269-1537 (422 amino acids)
Biological process (GO): intracellular protein transport; vesicle-mediated transport
Cellular component (GO): clathrin-coated vesicle; clathrin adaptor complex
Molecular function (GO): clathrin-cargo adaptor activity
Source: RefSeq, a predicted model, not a curated record